Messenger RNA from Symbiodinium natans, 1197 nucleotides. The record is from the annotation of a GenBank genome assembly. Lineage: Eukaryota; Dinophyceae; Suessiales; Symbiodiniaceae.
AUGGCGUUCGUGACCUAUUGGCCUCCCUUUCGCUGGCGGUCGAUGGGCAGGGCGUGCGUUCAGUUCAAAACACGCGAAGCGGCCGUCGCAGCCGUCCAAACAUUGGAUGGCUCGAUGCUUGAUGGACGUGCAGUUCGACUGGAGGAAUGGACAAACAAGCGCUGGCCUUCCUCAGCAGCUACCUGCGUGUUUGUUCGAAACCUUUCCUGGAGGACACGGGGCUGGAAACUCAAAGCACACAUGCAGGCUGCCGGCGAGGUGACCUGGGCCCACGUGCUGACCCUGGAUGGCAUGGGCGAGGCGGCGCAAAAGUUUAUUGAUCGUUCGAAAGCACCUGACACAGCGUUAGCCAGUUCACACCCUCGUGCUGCAGCGACGUCGCAACCUACAUCAUCUUGCGAGCUCUCCCGGAACGCAUCAAACACAAGCCGUGGCCAUGUCCCUGCGAAGUUUCUGAGCCUGCCUCUGGUCCUUCUGGAUAACGUGAUGGGCUUCUUGCGGGAUUUCGCCAUAUGCGUCACGUUGUGCCGCAAUGCAGCUGCCAGUGCUGCAGAAUAUGCGACGUGCAAGGUGCAUGCUCAGAAGAAAGAGGCUUUCCAAAGGUGCUUUUGGAUCCGCUCUGGAAAUCCCCAAGCCCUGGGUCACCGUGACGAUCAAGCAGCGCGGUGCCUACUUGCAUGUCUAGGCUUCGCGUGCACCUUUGCGCGGGUUCGCCCAAAAGCUCUUGUGGCGUUGGUGGAGGACUUGCUUCACAGCUUCAGGCACGAUGAAGGAGCUGUCCGUGUGGGUGCCGCAAGCUUCUUGAAGGAGUUGGUGGCACGCAGGACGCCCUUGCAAAGAUUGAUUGCAAAGCACAUGGUGGCCUUUCUGGCAGAAGCACAAUGCAUGCCCAGUGAACGAGCGCGAGCGUGCGCAAUUCUAGCAUGUUGCGGGCCUGACUUGGGUCGCUUUGGACGCCCGUGCGUGAGUGCUCUAAUCAAGGCAGUUUGUCGACAGGAGAAAGGUGCCUUCGAAGCGCUUGACAGCAUGCGGAGCCAAUACCCUCAAUACCCUGUCGCCGAGGCUUUGCAGGCCAAAACGCCUACCGGACAAAGUUCGAUAGCCAUUUGGAUUGAUUGGGGUCGUGUGCAGAGCGCCUUGGUAGCGCCAGGACGGGUCCAGCGCAGCGGCCCGAAAGGCAGCAAGCCAGGGCGAUGA